AUACUGACUGUCUACGGUGGCCUGCACAUGGCAUUUCUGCCAACUUAGCAGACUGAGUGGAUGUCAGGUCCAGACCUGCUGGUGGAGCCUUUGUUAUUGUGCCUUUAUGGAACAGGAACGGGGCUGCAGGCUGGAGACGCCUGAGGAAAACUGAGGACAACAUGGAUCUGGGGAGAACUGAGAGCGCAGGGAGCUAAGAGCCAGCAUCGUCCAUCCGUCCGUCCGUCCACGCCGCCAUGCCUGCGUUGGAGGUGAUCUGCAGCCUGAUUGGCUGGCUGUGUCUCUACCUGUUGUUCUGCUUCGCCUUCUCUCAGCGAGGGCCUGAGUGGAACUGCCGCCUGGUCACUUUGACCCACGGGGUCGUCAUAGUGCUGCUGACUGCAUACGUUGUGUUUGUGGAUGGUCCGUGGCCGUUCACACAUGCAGGAACAGAAAACACUGAACUCCAGGUAUUUGCCUUGGCGGUCUGCCUGGGCUACUUCUUCUUCGACAUGGGUUGGUGCAUGUGCUACCGGAGCGAGGGGCCGGUCAUGCUGGCGCAUCACGUCACUAGCAUUCUGGGCAUCCUUCUGUCCCUGCUGAUGGGCGUGUCGGGCUGUGAAACCUGCGGGGUCAUCUUCGGCAGCGAGCUCACCAACCCCUUGCUGCAGACCCGCUGGUUCCUUCGCCAGCUGGGCCUGUAUGACAGUCUGCUUGGAGACGCCGUGGACCUGCUCUUCAUCUUACUGUUCGCCACAGUGCGGGUUGGCGUUGGGACUGUAAUGUUUUACUGCGAGCUCACCUCUCCCAGAACUUUGCUGAUCAUGAAGCUCGGCGGUGUGGUCAUGUAUCUGUUAGCGUGGGUCUUCAUGGUGGACAUAGCCAGGUUUUGCUACAAGAAAACUAAGGCCAAAUAUAAGAAGUGGAUGGAGAACCACAAGCUUACAAAUAAAGAAAAACUAGUUGGACAUUCAGACAAGAGUGACUGAG
Molecule: messenger RNA, 969 nt
Organism: Cyprinodon tularosa
Lineage: Eukaryota; Metazoa; Chordata; Actinopteri; Cyprinodontiformes; Cyprinodontidae
Product: TLC domain-containing protein 5-like
Exons: 3
Coding region: 237-968 (243 amino acids)
Cellular component (GO): membrane
Source: RefSeq, a predicted model, not a curated record